This is a messenger RNA of Dioscorea cayenensis subsp. rotundata (Guinea yam), 648 nucleotides long. Its product is annotated as E3 ubiquitin-protein ligase EL5-like. Bases 67 to 540 code for a protein of 157 amino acids. The record is from RefSeq and is a predicted model, not a curated record. The transcript has a single exon. Lineage: Eukaryota; Viridiplantae; Streptophyta; Magnoliopsida; Dioscoreales; Dioscoreaceae.
GUUCUCUUCUCAUUGUCCAUAUAACAUGCAUUAAAAGGACCAUAUAUCUCAAAGUCCCCUCAAGCAAUGGCAACCAUUUCACUACCACCGGACACCACCGGAGAUGAACACUCCUCCCAUGACUUAUACUAUUUUGCCAUAUGCAUCACCGCGGUGGCGAUCAUCGUCAUCAGCUGCAACAUCAUCGCUUUUGCUUGUUGUCAUCCUUGUCAGCUUCUACAUAACUUUCGAAGAUUAUGUCAUGGCAGUUGGCUAACUUCUAAUGAACAAACACUGAAUUCUCUUCCUGUAUGUCAAUAUAACAGUAACCAAAAUGACAAUCAGAAGUCAGAAGAAGUAUCUAACCAGGCAGAGUGUCCGGUGUGUUUAUCGACAUUCACCGACGGAGACCAACUCCGGCGAUUACCGCAUUGCCAGCAUUCCUUUCAUUUUUCAUGUAUUGAUAUGUGGUUGAACUCCCAUUCCAGCUGCCCAGUUUGCCGUGCCCACGCUUUACCAAUUUUGCCCCAACUUCCUACCGUUGAUGUUACUGUCACUUAGAUUUUAGGCGAAAUUAUCUUAAAUUACAUAUGGUUUGUUUUUUUCUCAAUUCAGUAUUCAUAGUUUGAUUAUUAACACUUCAGUAGUUACUUUUUUAUCUUUAUAAAU